AUGUUUCAUCUUCAAACAGGAGGGCAUAUUAAUCCAGCUGUGACAUUCGGUUUGUUAUUAGCAAGAAAAUUGUUUCAUCUUCAAACAAGAGCGAUCUGUGGUGCCGGAUUUGUGAAAGGGUUUCAGGGUGAUGCGCGAUACACGACGUUAGGUGGUGGUGCUAAUGUCGUCGCCCAUGGUUACACCAAGGGUGAUGGUCUUGGUGCUGAGAUUGUUGGCACUUUCGUGCUUGUUUACACCGUGUUCUCUGCAGCUGAUGCUAAAAGAAGCGCCAGAGACUCUAUAUUCACUUUAGAAAAGAUUUUGGCUCCUCUUCCAAUUGGGUUUGCGGUGUUCUUGGUUCAUUUGGCCACCAUCCCCAUCACCGGAACUGGAUGUUGCUUCUUUGGUGAUUCAUUGACUGUCAAUCAAAAGGAAACACAUGUUGAAACAGAAUAA
This is a messenger RNA of Lactuca sativa (garden lettuce), 438 nucleotides long. NCBI's taxonomy places the organism in Eukaryota, Viridiplantae, Streptophyta, Magnoliopsida, Asterales, Asteraceae. The record is from RefSeq and is a predicted model, not a curated record.